GUUGAUGACUGCUAUAAGUAAACAAUGAACUCCCGAGAGAUGUAUAAAUUUAGAUAAGACCCCCAUGAAACACACAUGCACCACAACGCAGGCAAACACGGUCAUUAAAGAACAAUAACUACGAAGAUGGGGAAGGUGACUUGUUUCUGCAUCACAGCAGCUUUGCUCUGCUUUGUUGUCCAGGGUAAAAUCCUGGAAGAUCAUUCUCACAAUGAUGGUGAUCAUUCUAAUGGCCAAGGGCAUCAUCAAGAAUGUGAGCAUCACCAAGGCCAUGGACAUCACCAAGGUCAUGGGCAUCACCAAGGACGCGGGAAUCGCCAUGGUCAUGGUCAUGGUCAUGGUCAUCACGAGGGACGCGGGCAUCACCAUGGUCAUGGGCACCACCACGAUUGCAGUUUAGACGUACAACCUGCAAUUACCGAAUUUGGUUUCAGCUUGUAUAAACACAUUGCUGCACAGCCAGAUGCAAAAUCUAAAAACAUCAUCUUCUCUCCCCUGAGCAUCUCCACUGCCCUUGCUAUGCUGUCGUUGGGUGCAAAGGGCAAGACGCAUGAUGAGCUGUUCCGAGGUCUCGGUUUCAAUGAAACUCACAUCACUGAAGAAAAAGUGAAUGAAGCCUUUGAAAAAAUCCUCCAAAGUCUCAGUCGGAAGAAAGAUGUGGACCUGUCUGUUGGAAAUGCAGUGUUCAUCCGUGAGGGUUUUAAACCACUUCAAACUUUUCUGGAGGACAUUAAACAAUAUUACCACUCAGAAGGAUUCACUGUUGACUUUACCAACAAAACUGCAGCGCUGCAUUUGAUUAAUAAAUAUGUUGAAGAUAAAACUCAUGGCAAAAUCCCACAUUUCAUAGAUGACCUGAAUCAGGAUAUGGUAAUGUUCCUUGUCAGCUCCAUAUUUUUCAAAGGUAAAUGGGAAAUUCCCUUUGAUCCGAGGGACACAAGUCAAGAUAUCUUUCAUGUUGAUGAUAAUACAACUGUUCCAAUUCAGAUGAUGCAUAAAGAUGGCUCAUUUGAUGUUUAUCAUGACAAAGAGUCUUCCACUCAUGUCCUGAGACUUGGCUACAAAGGAGGAGUCUCAAUGAUUCUCCUCCUGCCUGAGAGAGAAGUUAAGGACUUGGAGGAGUCUUGGUGCAGAGAGCAUCUGAGGAAAUGGCACAGAUCAGCGAAAAAGCAACGAGUGUCAUUGAGUUUGCCCAAGUUUUCUCUUUCAACGUCCUAUUCACUGAAGGAUAUCUUGUCUGAAAUGGGAAUGAAGGACAUGUUUGAACGAAGUGCAGACCUUUCCGGAAUUUCAAAGGACAAUGUAUUUGUCUCAAAGGUUGAUCACAAGGCAACACUAGAUGUGGAUGAAGUAGGAACGUCUGCAACUGCAGGGACUGGUAUUCAAAUCCUGCUUGGAUCCAGCUUGUUUCCUCCACCCUUGACAUUGACAUUCAACCGUCCUUUCCAUUUUGUAAUCAGUAAUCAUGAAACCAGGAGCAUACUUUUCAUGGGGAAAAUUGUCAAUCCUACAGGAAAAUAGAGGACAGAAGCUGCUGAAGAUACCAUUUAACCGAAAACUAUGUGUAUUAACUCACCUGUCUCUUGUAAUACCAUGUAAACCGUUUCUGAUUGUGACAAGAUUUUCUACUUAGGUCAUAAGUAAAACAAAUCGGUUAUAUAUAUGAAAAAUCUUAAAACGAAACUAUUACCUGCAAAAAAGUGUCACUGUAUUACUAAAAGACAAAGUUUAAGUCAAUAAAAAUCCAGAUGGGAGAGCAA
Messenger RNA from Lepisosteus oculatus (spotted gar), 1760 nucleotides. Its product is annotated as alpha-1-antitrypsin-like protein CM55-MS. Gene Ontology annotation, biological process: negative regulation of endopeptidase activity. Gene Ontology annotation, molecular function: serine-type endopeptidase inhibitor activity. The record is from RefSeq and is a predicted model, not a curated record. NCBI's taxonomy places the organism in Eukaryota, Metazoa, Chordata, Actinopteri, Semionotiformes, Lepisosteidae.